This is a messenger RNA of Cydia amplana, 794 nucleotides long. RefSeq lists its product as uncharacterized. The record is from RefSeq and is a predicted model, not a curated record. Lineage: Eukaryota; Metazoa; Arthropoda; Insecta; Lepidoptera; Tortricidae. The transcript has 5 exons. Bases 38 to 784 code for a protein of 248 amino acids.
GUGAUCUGUACUUCAGCAUCAAGAUACUACAUUAAACAUGUGCCGUAUUGUGUUAACAGUUUUUCUGAUAGUUGGCUUAAGUUACGUGGAAGCUUCGGGAAACGGCACAAAAUGUAACGGUUUUAACGCGAACUUUGAUCUUCAGAAAAUAAUAGGAACGUGGUAUGUGGUCGCAAUUGUACCUGAAGCCAUGUUUCCUGACAAGCAGAAGGUGCCCUGCUAUGAAGUGGAGUUCAGUGAGAUUGAAGAGUCCGGUCUCCGAUGGCUCAUGAACGCGACCCACAUAGCACCACACCCAAAAGAUCUAUUCGACAAGAAAGGAAUCUACAUAAGACAACGCUAUCACUCGGAGCACUCAUUCGACGUCUGGUCUAAAUCUCUGGAGGGGGCUAAUGGGUGCUUCCAGCAAGUUAUGUCUUUAAACACCGACCUGAGCGAUAUAAUUGCUAUUGUUGCUUCAGCUGACCGACCAUCCGAAUUUGCGAUUCCGCCUCGCCAUCGUCCCGGUGAUUGGCCUCCGAAACGCUUGAACGCUCCCGUUUCAGUGAGCGUCAAGCACGCCCUGUCACAUGAUGCGAGGAUGCAGCUCCACAUGAUCGAGACCGGUAAAGAGAGCGGCCCCUUCCUGCUCCAGAUCCUGUGGGGAAACCACAUUACGGGGGUCAUAUAUCAAAAGAGCCCAAUUAUUACACAAGAGAAGUUGAAACCUGUAUCUGAAGUGAUGGUGAAACUUCGCGGACCUCAAAGAACACCGAAACUUUGCGACAAAAGAUUGAAAGAUUAAUUUAAAAUCA